Molecule: messenger RNA, 498 nt
Organism: Rotaria sp. Silwood2
Lineage: Eukaryota; Metazoa; Rotifera; Eurotatoria; Philodinida; Philodinidae
Source: the annotation of a GenBank genome assembly
AUGUCGUACCAGAUCUACCAUGGUGAUCCUGAUAGAGAAAAUAAUUUUUGGGUUUAUCCAAAAGAAAAAGCAUUGGUCAACUCUCGUUGGGAUGCUUAUGAUCCAUCACAUCUAUGUAAUGAUUUUACUUUACUUGACAACAAUCUGUUUACUGGAGUGAGGAGAUACAAAUGUAAUGGUCACGAAAAUGUCUGCUAUGGUGGUGGUAGUGAUGGUGUAGCUCAACCUUCUAUUUAUCCAAAUGCGGCCAUACCAAACAAGUUUUACCAUGGUGAUCCUAGUCGAGAAAAUAAUUUUUGGGUUUAUCCAAGACAUGAACCAUUGAUCGACACUCGUUGGGAUGCUUACAAUCCAUCAUAUCUGUGUAAUAAUUAUACUUUACUUGAGAACAAUUCGUGUACUAAAAUAAGAAGAUACAGAUGCAAUGGUCAUGAUAGUACUUUUCAUGGCCGUGGCAGAAUUCAUCGUAAUCGUCAUCGAAAUGUACGUUAUAAGUAG